GCUUGUCUCUGUCAGCGUGCUCUUCUUCAGCACGAACUCGGUUCCCCUGUGUCUUGGCUCCCGCGCUAAGAUUCGCUCCUUGAUCUCUGAAGGUUCUGUUCGUCUCCACCUCUCUUUCGAGUUUAUGCCGUGAGUGUCUCUCCUGCGACGGCUUUUCUUCGCGCCUCCUCGCCGCGGCUCGCGCCUCUCCCUCGGUGCUCUCCAAGAUGAUGCUCGCAGACGACCGAAGUGUCACCGUCCCUCCUCUUCUCUCUUACUCAGCUUUAGACAUUCGAACAGCUGCCGUGGAGAGAAGACGACAGGAUCAGCUCGCGGCGAGUGCUGUGCAGACACCUGGCGACGCCGCCGCCGCUUCCACCUCGGCGGAAUCGGCUUCCCCCACACAUGCAUGCGAGAGCCUCCAGCCUGGAGUCUCAGGCCCUCCGAGCAGUGAAGCGGCGAAUGGUGCCGGCGACACACAGUCGGAGAGCCCUCCCCCCAACGCAGUGUUUCUCCAUGUGUAUGACCUCGAUCCGACAAUCAGUAAAUACAUGAACAAAGUUAUGCGGCCUCUCGGCGCAGGCGCUUUUCACGCAGGAGUCGAGGUGUACGGAAUUGAGUACUGUUAUGGACAAACCUACGACAAGACACCGGGCAUCACCGUCAAUCGGCCUCGUCGCCAUCCCGCCCACAUCUACAGAGAAACGAUUUAUAUGGGGCAGACGACUCUGGCACACGAAGAGUUCAUGGCUCUCAUUGAGGCACUGAAAGACGAAUGGCCAGGUGAAAAAUACAACAUUCUGACGAGGAACUGCCUGAACUUUGCAGAUCAGCUGUGUCUCCUCCUCGGUGUGGGGUGUCUCCCCCCGUGGCUGCUGCGUCUCCAGCAGCAAGCCUCGAGUCUCCAGGAGAGCAUGCAGUACGCCGCGCGGAAGCUUCAGCAGAUCGACGAGACCACUGGCCUCUCGGCGGUUGCGUCGGCGGCCGCCACUGCAGCCGCGGCAGCGGCGCGGGUGUUUGGUGGGUUUCUCCGGCCCUCUUUGGAAUCUCAGGAAGGUCCAACGGUCACCUCUCGUCUCGAUCGCGCUCUCACCUCGGGAAUCAGCCUGCUGUCGGGUGGUUUAGGCGCUUUCGCAGACGGCGUGGCUGAAGGCCUCGCUGGCUUGAUGGACGACGAAGCAACGCCCGUUCCGUAUCCGCACCCUGGGUACGAGUCUUCGACAGUUCCUUGUUCUUUUCCUGACUCUUCUCUCUCAGAGUCUCCCUCUCCCUUUCCGCCGCCUCCCGCAUCUGCUGUCUCUCCUGUUCGUUCUCCUUCUGCCUCUAUAGCUGCCUCGGCCGGUGUCCCUGCGACAGUCGCUGCGUCUGCAGCUUCCUCGGGGGACGGACUGGCGCAGUCUUCUAAGAAAGAAAAUGACAAGUUGUUUUAUAUCCACGACGAAAUGAAUCUACCCGCUUCCCUGCCUCUUUCAGCAGACGAAAACAGCAAGCUUCCAGGCCAGGUGACUGGCGCCUCUCUGUACUCUUCCAUGCCGCUGGCGUCUGGAGAGGUUGACGCAGGUGCGGUGUAGGGAUGUCAAAGGCCUCGGAAAGAGGAGAAUGACGACGCUGCGUAGAGAUAUGAGACCAAGUAACGGAUUUUUUAGAAGCAAAACGCAUUUGAAAAAAGUUUUGUUCACGAAAAGAUUCGAAGCAUUGUUUAGAAAGCGUGUCCUGAA
Toxoplasma gondii ME49 is the source of this 1697-nucleotide messenger RNA. RefSeq lists its product as hypothetical. The record is from RefSeq and is a predicted model, not a curated record. Gene Ontology annotation, molecular function: deubiquitinase activity. Gene Ontology annotation, biological process: protein deubiquitination. The coding region runs from base 207 to 1550 and encodes 447 amino acids. The transcript has 6 exons. Lineage: Eukaryota; Apicomplexa; Conoidasida; Eucoccidiorida; Sarcocystidae.